UCGGAGCAGGGACUCCAGCUUGCUGAGCCUUUGCUUUGUUUGCUGAUUUUUUUUUUUCCGUUGUAGUCACAAAUUAAUCUUUGCUGUCAGGGGAUAAAGGCCGGGACAGAUGGCUCCGGGGAGAGCCGGGGAGGCCCGAGGCGACGCGGCCGGCAGGAGCCCCGUGGCUAAUGGCAGCAUCGCUGCGGGGUCGUCACAUUGUGUCGCGCCGGGUCCCGGGCCAGGAGCGAAGCCGCGAGCCAGGAGCCCGUGAGCAUGGCCGGGCAGUGCGACACCAUCUACAAGGGCUUCGCCGGCUGCCUCAUCAGCCUGGGGGACAGCAUGGCCCAGAGCGUCCGGCAGCAGCAGGAGGAGGGCGGCGAGGAGGCGCAGGAGCUGGACACCAUCUGCAAGUCCUGGGACGACUUCCACACCUGUGCCAGCGAGGUGCUGUCGAAAUGCCCCGUGGAAGCGUCCGCGAUCUGGGAGUCGCUGCGCCAGGAGUCCCGCAAGAUCCAGUUCCAGGGGAACCUGCAGGAGCUGUGCAGCUCCCGGGGGCGCCUGGCCAGCGCCCGGGGCUCGCCGGCCGCUGAGACCAACCAGGCCACGCUGCGGGGCUCGGCCACCCCCCUGCACCCCCGUGUCCUGGCCCUGCUGGCCCUGCCGCUGCUGGUGGCCCGGCUCUAGCCCUGCCUGCCCGGGGGUGCCCGGGGGACGCCCCGGGUCGGUCCCCUCGGUGCUGGCCGGGAAGAGGUACCCACUGAGCCCACCCUCCAUCCUGGGCAUCCCUCGCGGGGCACGGUCCUCUCCUGCAGCACUUCAGAUGGAUUUAUAUUUAUAUUAAAAGACACUUUUACAUUUC
Messenger RNA from Corapipo altera (White-ruffed manakin), 841 nucleotides. It is a transcript of the gene NRN1L, whose product is annotated as neuritin 1 like. The transcript is spliced from 3 exons. NCBI's taxonomy places the organism in Eukaryota, Metazoa, Chordata, Aves, Passeriformes, Pipridae. Bases 256 to 666 code for a protein of 136 amino acids. Gene Ontology annotation, cellular component: plasma membrane. Gene Ontology annotation, biological process: neuron projection extension; nervous system development. The record is from RefSeq and is a predicted model, not a curated record.